AUGACCGUCGCGGAACUCGAGGUGGCUGACAAACUCCUGAUCGCCAACGUUUACCGUAUUCCGUUGACUAUCACCGUCACCGCACUACGUCCCUUAACGCUGGACUUUCCCAACCAACCCAAGAUCGACCAGUUAGCCCGCGGCAUUCAAGCCGGAUUUCCGAUCCAAUACCAAGGCAAACGCGAGUCGCACGACAUUCACUCGAACCACCCGUUGGCAAGAUUCCGCAGGGAACCUAUACAAGAAGAUAUGACCAGAGAACGUCAAGCUGGCCGUCGCGCUCCGCUUCCCGAGGCGGUCUUCAUGGAUCUGCCGUACGCGACUUCGGUGCCCUUGGCCGUGGUAACCAAAGAUCGAGACGAAGACGGUACCGUGGUCAAAUGGCUGGGCUGA
Messenger RNA from Fimicolochytrium jonesii, 393 nucleotides. RefSeq lists its product as uncharacterized. The record is from RefSeq and is a predicted model, not a curated record. The transcript has a single exon. NCBI's taxonomy places the organism in Eukaryota, Fungi, Chytridiomycota, Chytridiomycetes, Spizellomycetales, Powellomycetaceae. Bases 1 to 393 code for a protein of 130 amino acids.